GGUACCCCUAGCACGCUUUUUGCCUGCUUCUGGUCAUUGCAGGUGCAGGGCGGUAAUGUUUUGAACAUCGCAAAACAGGUGGUGCGCAUUCCUAAGUCCUUUCGGCGUCCGAGAUGGACACGCGCGUCCAGGAAGCAUUACUGACGCUUCCGGGGUCGCCGUCUGCGCUGGUGGCCUGGCAGAAGUCGAUGGUCGCUGUUGCCCAUCAGCAGCAAGUGUUCUUGUGGGACCGGCGGGGCCGUCAGGUGGACUUAAUUCAACUUUCGGGAAAUUGCAAUGGACUCUGCUGGGAUAGUGAAGGUGACCUGCUGGCCGCUUCCUGCGAAAAGUCUGCAAGGGUCGUUCUCUGGGACGCACAGACUCGUCGUCCUCAGCCCAUUGUAAGUGGUUUGGGCGAGGGCGUUUCGUGGGUGGGCUGGGGUCCCCGUGCAGUACUUGCACUUGCAACCACUAAAGGAAACCUCGUCCUCUAUGACCAUCGUUCCGGCAGAAGAAUGCCUGUUCUUGGCAAACACAACAGACAAAUUGUUAGUGGAGCAUGGAGUAGGGCAGGUCUCUUGGCUCUGGCUGCAGAGGAUCGAAGUCUGUCCGUCAGCACUGCUGACGGUGACACCCUGAGAGCAGUCGCCCUCAGGGCUGAACCUUCAUUGCUCCGAUUUGGAAGAAUAAAGACGGAAGAUAAGCCUCAUGGAGAUGAUACGGUCAGUGUUGUAGUUGGCCGUAAGACCCUUUAUUUGCUUCGGGUUUCGGAAGGGGAUGAGCCUGUUGAACUGGCGUUCCAGCCACGUUACGGCCAAGUGGUUUCUUAUGAGUGGUUCGGAGACGGCUACAUCCUCCUCGGUUUCUCGGCAGGCUUCCUCGUAGCUGUGUCCACUCACCCCAAGGAAAUAGGACACGAACUUUUCCAGCUGCAGCCGCAUCCGUCAGGCCUAAAACAUGUAGCAGUGGCUGCAGACGCCGACUUGGCUGCCACGGCUGGCACUGAUGGCCAGGUCAAGCUGCACUCCUUGGCGUCUGGGGAGACCAAGAGGGUUUUGGCUGCCCCUGGAGUCGCCACCCUUGCCUGGAGUGCAGACGGGCAACUCCUAACUGCCGCCUGCUCAGCAGGGGUGGCCAUCUUCCUGGCGCGCUUGCCUGCUGUGGCCGCUGCUGAUUCUAUUAGAGCAGCCGUUCUUACUUCAUUGUCAGAAGUUUCAGUCACAGAGCCUAAUUUUCAGGAGCCACUUACUAGUGUGCGUUUGGCCAUUGAACCAUCAUGGGCGGCUGUUGGCCCAGCACAUGUAGCCGCUGGAAUGAACAACCGCGCCUGGUUCCAUCGCCUGGGGGUUCCGGUGGAGGAAGCGGGCACCAAAGAAUAUGUUGCUUGUGUGAGCGCAUUCAAACUUAGCAGUCGCGUGGCUGCUGCACUUUGUGAAGGUCGCAUUCAUGUGCACACCAUUGAAGAAGCCUCUGCGGAAGCAGUGGUGCCAGAGGACGAGUCCGACGGGCGCGUUUCAAGUCACGAUCUCACUAAUGAAGCUCUUGUUUACGGAACUGACAUGGGGACUCUUGCCAUUUUUCACCUUCAGCAGUGGCGCCAGGUUCAACGAUUCCGCCACUCUUGUGCCAUCAAAGUGGUGGCUUCGGAACCAACAGGCUCGCGAGUGGCUUUUCUGGAUGACCAACACCAAGUCUUUGUUUUUUGUCCAUUCACAGAAAGUCUGAUAGCUGUGUCUGUAAGCACCUCAACAGAAGGUCUUCUUUGGGACUCAUGGUCAGGCGAAGCCUCAUUUCUGGCAACCUACGACGCCCAACAGGCAAGUGGCCAUGUCCUCGUCCGCAAUUCUGUGCGAGGUCCAUACGCAGAAACUGUUUCCACGCCUACGCAGCUUCCUAGUGGACAACAGCCACUGUGGUUAGCCGGGGGAGAAUUAGGCUUGAAUGGCCAGGAUGGUCGCCUCACCCGAGUCAUGCUCGAGGGACAUGCAGCUGUGCUGCGGCCAGACGACGCCUUCGACGCAAUGCUUGCUCUGCGAAGGUUCAAGGAGGCUUGGUCGGCCGCCACUGAAAAGUCUCAGUGGAAAAGACUGGCAGAGGCUGCAUUGCAUGACAUGGACUUUGAAGUGGCUUCAAGAGCAUAUCGCCGUUUAAAAGAUGCUGGAAUGGUAUGUUCAAUCGAAGCAGCCUCUGAAGCAGAAGAUCGGUUUGAGGCAGCUGGUAUGGCUGCAAUCAGCCUCGGCCUGUACGACUUGGCAGAACAAGCCUUUUUAAGAUCUGAUCGCCCAACAGCUGCGUUGGAAAUGCGCAGCAGCUUACUCCAGUGGCCUCGCGCCCUUGAAUUGGCCACCUCUUUAGCUCAAAACCAAGUUCCAUUGCUGGCCAAACAGUUUGCGCAGCAGCUAGAAUUUACAGGCGAACACGCUCAAGCUUUGGCGCAGUAUGAACGUGCAUCGACGCAGGUUGAUUGUAGAGCCGGUCUUGCUCGUUGCUCUCUGCGAUGCGGUGACGUACGAAGGGGACUUGCUUUGCUGGACGAGGAGCCUGCAGCACCCAUUGACCUUUUGCGCGAGUGCGCCACCAUUCUGGAGGCAGGUCGCCACUUGCCAGAAGCUGCUGCCCUGGCUGAACGCGCUGGUCUCUUUGAACGAGCCGCUGAACUUCACGUUCGACUAAAAAAUUGGCCAAAAGUGGCACAACUGUUGCCAAGAGUUUCUGCCCCGCGAGUUCACGCUCAGUUUGCGCGAGCCAAAGAAGCCGACGGACGAUUUUCAGAGGCUGUGGCUGCUUAUGUGACAGCUGGAGAUCCAGAAGCUGCUGUUCGUUUGCUCCUCGACAAACUCAGAAGACCUGAAGAAGCUGUCAAAAUUGUCAAAGAGACUCGAAACCCGGAAGCAGCAAAACAAGUAGCCCGAUUUCUUCGCAGUGCAGGUGACGCUACAUCGGCUUUGCAACUCUUGGUCUGGUGCGGCUGUGCUUCAGACGCCUUCGAGUUUGCUCGCCAAGCUGGUGAGAUGGCCCUUUUAGGACGGUUGCUUGCUUCGGAGGUGGCAAUUGAUGGUGCGCCGCCCCAAGCCCAACUAAUAGAGGUGGCUCGCUACUUUGAGGCAGAGCAAGAUGCCUUUUUGGCGGGCAAAUUUUUGCACUUGGCUGGUGAGAGCCAGCGAGCGGUGCAACUGUUGCUCAAGGCGGCUGCUGUCGGCCACAAGGAGGCUCUUGAAGUGGCCGUUGAGGCCGCUGCAGCUGCUGAACACGAGCCACACCUUGCUGACCAGGUCAUCCAGUUCAUAUGUGGUGAUUUGGAUGGCGUUCCAAAGGAUUUCAGCCUCGUCUUGAAACUUUAUUUGGCUAAAGGGCAAUUAGAAGAGGCUGCUCAAGUGGCUGUGCUAAUGGCUGAAGAAGAACAGAAGGCUGGUAACUACCGAGCUGCUCAUGACACUCUCCUAGCGGCCCAUCAGCAGUUGAGAGUAAGAGGAGGAAAUCCCCCAGAAGCUCUUCGUUCUCGACUGGCUUUGCUGCACUCAUAUACACUGGCCCGCUUGCAUGUGAGGCGCGGGAAACACAUGCUGGCCGCUCGUUUACUCUCCAGGGUUGCUGCUAAUAUUUCCAAAUUUCCUGCGCAUGCUGUUCCAAUUUUGACGUCAGCUGUCAUCGAGUGCAGUCGAGCUGGACUUGCGUCCACUUCGUUCAGAUUAGCCUCAAUGUUGAUGCGACCCUUGCAUAGACCCCAUCUAGAUCCCAAGUACAAGCGAAAAAUUGAAAGUGUUGUCAGGAAAGGUGUUCGUGACCCUGAGGCUCCAGAACCAACUUCGCCGUGCCCCCACUGUCUUCAGCCCCUACCUGAGUUUGAAUUAGCCUGCAGCAGAUGCAAAAACAAUUUACCAUUUUGCAUUGCUACGGGCAAGCAUGUUAUUAGAGAUAACUUCACUCUCUGUCCACACUGCGAGUUUCCAGCAAUAGCCUCUGAACUUACAGAGCUGCUGGAGACUGAAAGUGUUUGUCCAAUGUGUGGAACGGAAGUUGAAAUCGCAGCUCUCUCUACUCUUGAAGAUCUUUCCGAGCACCUCAAAGUUUGACCAAACUGCACCAAGCAUUUAUCUGAUCUCAAAGCUCUCUACCAUAUAUAUUUAUUUCUCUUUUUACCAUUCCUCUACUUUACAAAUUCACUGUCACAUUUAAAUUAUAUUUAUUGAAUUUUAUAGUUAAAUGUGACCGCCUCUUUAGAGGCUUAAUAAAGGGAAUAGUUAUUGAGGC
Molecule: messenger RNA, 4230 nt
Organism: Neocloeon triangulifer
Lineage: Eukaryota; Metazoa; Arthropoda; Insecta; Ephemeroptera; Baetidae
Gene: Oseg6
Product: WD repeat-containing protein 19
Exons: 15
Coding region: 114-4052 (1312 amino acids)
Biological process (GO): intraciliary retrograde transport; cilium assembly
Cellular component (GO): cilium; intraciliary transport particle A
Molecular function (GO): protein binding
Source: RefSeq, a predicted model, not a curated record